CCUAGAGCUGUAAAAGCGAGCAGCUCCAAGUCUGACCUUGCGGCAUCUCGAGAUGAUCCAAAGAGAGUCAAUGGAGUCGACGGACAUGCUGGUCCCUCAAAGUUUCGACCUAGCAAGCGACAAGCACAACAUCCUCCCUCGGAAACCGAUGAAGAUGAAGAUGAUCUUGGCUCUUUAGAGGGAAUGAGUAUGGACGAGCAGCCAGAAUCUGGAGAGGAAGAAGAUAACGUUUCCGAUGAAUCGGAAGAGGAUGAAUUUCCAGAGAUUGAUUCUGCCUCAGAGAAUGACAUUGAAGAAAGCGACCUCGAAAAACUGGACGACGAAGAUUCAGGUUCAGAAUCAGGAUACAACUCGUCAGACAUCGAUGAGAUGUACGAAACUCCUACUUCGUCAUUGAGCGGUUCUCCAAGAUCAGAAAAGAAACAAUUGAAUGGAGAGGAAAAAUUAGCCAAGUUGAUCAAGGCGAAUACUGUCAAACCCAAUGAAGAUUUAGGAGCCGAGGAGAAGAUUUCUCACGCGAAAGAAGGUCAUGGGAAGUUGAAACCUAGUAAAUUGGUCAAGGGAGGUUAUAUACGCGAGUAUCCGGAAUAUGAAGCUGGGUAUGGAAGUGACAGUAGUACUGAGGAUAACCCAAAUACCGUAGGCAACAUUCCCAUGGACUGGUACGACGAACUCCCUCAUAUCGGCUACGACAUCAACGGACGGAAAAUAUUCAGACCGGCUCAAGGGGAUGCUUUAGACAAAUUCCUUGCGAAUGUAGAAGAUCCUACUGCUUGGACUUCAGUGGAAGAUAAACUCUUACAACAGCAAGUCCAAUUGAGUGAUAAAGAGCUCGACAUUAUAAGACGGUUGGAGAGAGCCGAAAACCCAGAUCCUGAUUAUGAACCUUACGAAGAUACGAUAGAGUGGUUUACUGGGAAAGGGAAGGAAAUGACGAUGCCGUUGAAUGCAAUUCCAGAACCGAAGAGACGAUUUGUCCCUUCAAAGUGGGAGCAUAAGAAGGUGAUGAAGAUAGUCAAAGCUAUCAGAGAAGGUCGUAUUCUCCCCAAUAAACCCUCAGCCACCAAGCCCUCUGUCUAUGCUAUCUGGUCCGAUGCCGAUGUUCACACUCCUCACGCCAUGUAUAUGCCAGCUCCACAACUACCCCCUCCCAAAACUGCCGAAUCGUACAACCCACCUGAAGAAUAUGUCCCUACUGAAGAGGAAAGAGCGGAAUGGGAAGCUACAGACAAAGAAGAUCGAAAAACUGAUUUCCUCCCUGCCAAAUACAGCGCUCUCCGACUCGUUCCUGCGUAUAAGAAUUUGGUACAAGAGAAAUUCGAGCGUGCUUUGGAUCUUUACCUCGCACCACGUACUCGGAAGGUCAAACUGAAUAUCGACCCUGAAAGUCUUGUACCUAAGCUACCUUCUCCACGAGAGCUCAGACCUUUCCCUGUGGCUGCCACAGUCCAAUACCGUCAUCCGGGUGAUACACGCGUGAGAGGGGUGUCCAUCUCUCCUGGAGGCGAAUGGGUAGCUUCCGGCUCUGAAGAUGGUGUGGUGAGAAUCUGGGAUCUGGGGAAUGGUAGAGAAGUUUGGAAAUGGGAUUUAAAAUCUGGAGCUAUUCAUAGUGUGGAGUGGUCACCGAAUAAAGAAGAGGCAAUGCUUGUGGCCUUAGUGAGUGGAAAGGUGGCGGUUCUGGCACCUCUGGCUUUGGUGGAUCCGAAAGUCGCGGGGAGGACUGUGGAGCAUGCCAACGCGGCUUUUGCGAUCAGUGCAGCGACGACAGAUAUGGGUUCUGGAAAAGAGGUCAAAGGGACUGAGGCUAUUAAAUGGUCAAGACCGAAUGAGACGGAGCGAGAACGAGGAGUUUUGGUGUAUAUUCAAGUUCCAGGAACGCCAAAGAAGGUGGCGUGGCAUAGGAAAGGAGAUUACUUUUCAACCGUCGCUAUGGAUGCCUCCAAUAAAUCAGUCCUCAUCCAUCAGCUCUCUAAGCACGCCACUCAAUCACCCUUCCGCAAAACUCAAGGGACGGUACAAACGGUGGCUUUCCAUCCGCUCAAACCGUGGUUCUUCGCCGCUACACAGCGUUACGUACGACUAUACGAUCUCGCAGGACAGAAAUUAGUCAAGACGUUGCAGAGUGGAAUGAGAUGGAUUUCUUCGAUGGACGUUCAUCCAGGUGGAGACAACGUCAUCCUGGGGAGUUACGAUAAGAAACUCGCUUGGUUCGAUAUGGAUCUGGGUGAUAAGCCUUACAGGACAUUACGGUAUCACACCCGAGCCCUCCGUUCAGUCGCUUUCCAUCCCACACUCCCACUCUUCGCAUCUUCUUCAGAUGACGGCACCAUCCACAUUUUCCAUUGCACAGUCUAUUCCGAUCUGACCCAAAAUCCUCUCAUCGUACCUCUCAAAAUCCUCCGCGGACAUCGUACACAAGAUGGUCUUGGGGUGCUUGAUAUCCGAUGGCAUUCAGAGAAACCAUGGCUCGUUUCCAGUGGAGCAGAUGGGGAAGUACGUUUGUGGUGUUCAUGAUACUUCUUCUGAUCACAUGGUAGGUAAUCUGGUCUACGUCAUCACUAUGCAUCACCUCGCAUU
Tremella mesenterica DSM 1558 is the source of this 2577-nucleotide messenger RNA. RefSeq lists its product as uncharacterized. The coding region runs from base 184 to 2514 and encodes 776 amino acids. Gene Ontology annotation, biological process: ribosome biogenesis; maturation of LSU-rRNA from tricistronic rRNA transcript (SSU-rRNA, 5.8S rRNA, LSU-rRNA). The transcript has 5 exons. Gene Ontology annotation, cellular component: preribosome, large subunit precursor; PeBoW complex. NCBI's taxonomy places the organism in Eukaryota, Fungi, Basidiomycota, Tremellomycetes, Tremellales, Tremellaceae. Gene Ontology annotation, molecular function: ribonucleoprotein complex binding; protein binding. The record is from RefSeq and is a predicted model, not a curated record.